This is a messenger RNA of Glycine soja, 4017 nucleotides long. RefSeq names its product TMV resistance protein N-like. Gene Ontology annotation, molecular function: ADP binding. The record is from RefSeq and is a predicted model, not a curated record. Bases 3 to 3344 code for a protein of 1113 amino acids. Gene Ontology annotation, biological process: defense response; signal transduction. NCBI's taxonomy places the organism in Eukaryota, Viridiplantae, Streptophyta, Magnoliopsida, Fabales, Fabaceae. The transcript is spliced from 5 exons.
CAAUGUUCUCUAUCUAUACCAAAGGGGUUUAUUUUAAUGGAUUUAUUAUAAAUUUUUUCUUUGGUUCUUAUGGAGAAAAAACACACACCGUGUCUUGUCUUCUAAGUAGAGCAUCGUCUAGAAUUCAUUUCUUGCACUCAAUGGCGUCUUCAUCUUCCAACAGCUACUCCAAGGUCAACGACGUGUUCUUGAACUUCAGAGGAGAAGACACGCGCAAGACUUUCGUGUCUCAUCUGUAUGCUGCCCUCUCUAAUGCAGGAAUCAACACUUUCAUCGAUCACAAGCUUCGCAAGGGAACGGAGUUGGGAGAGGAACUGUUAGCAGUCAUAAAAGGGUCUCGGAUAUCCAUCGUCGUUUUCUCGGCUAACUAUGCUUCAUCAACUUGGUGUCUUCAUGAGCUGGUCGAAAUAAUUUACCACCGUAGAGCUUAUGGCCAGGUGGUUGUGCCUGUAUUUUACGAUGUUGAUCCAUCUGAUGUACGUCAUCAAACGGGUGCUUUUGGACAACGCUUGAAAGCACUUAUGCAAAAAAGUAAGCCCAUCGACUUUAUGUUUACGAGUUGGAAGAGUGCACUCAAGGAGGCUUCAGAUUUGGUCGGUUGGGAUGCCAGAAAUUGGAGGAGUGAAGGUGACCUAGUGAAGCAAAUUGUUGAGGACAUUUCUAGAAAACUAGACACCCGGCUGUUGUCUAUUCCCGAAUUCCCAGUUGGAUUAGAAUCCCGAGUGCAAGAAGUAAUUGAGUUUAUUAAUGCUCAAUCAGACACAGGUUGUGUUGUAGGGAUUUGGGGAAUGGGUGGCUUGGGUAAAACAACCAUGGCCAAAGUUAUCUACAAUAAGAUUCACCGGAGAUUCAGGCAUAGCAGUUUCAUUGAAAAUAUUAGAGAAGUUUGUGAAAAUGAUAGUAGAGGGUGUUUUUUUUUGCAACAACAACUUGUUUCUGAUAUCCUAAAUAUUAGAGUCGGGAUGGGGAUAAUUGGGAUCGAGAAAAAACUUUUUGGAAGAAGGCCCCUUAUUGUACUUGAUGAUGUGACUGAUGUUAAGCAAUUGAAAGCCCUAUCUUUAAAUCGUGAAUGGACUGGUACAGGAUGUGUGUUCAUCAUUACAACCAGAGAUGUACGCCUACUUAAUGUACUUAAACCUUAUCACAGAGUCCAUGUUUGUAGAAUAAAGGAAAUGGACGAAAAUGAGUCCCUUGAGCUUUUCAGUUGGCAUGCUUUUAGACAAGCACAUCCAAGAGAAGACUUGAUUAAACUCUCAAUGGACAUAGUUGCUUACUGUGGAGGACUACCACUAGCUCUUGAAGUCCUUGGAUCUUACUUAUGUGAGAGGACAAAAGAAGAAUGGGAAAGUGUGUUGGCAAAACUAAGGAAAAUUCCCAAUGACCAAGUACAAGAGAAACUUAGAAUAAGCUAUGAUGAUUUAGAUUGUGAGGAAAAGAAUAUAUUCCUUGACAUAUGUUUUUUCUUUAUUGGCAAGGAUAGAGUCAAUGUUACAGAGAUAUUAAAAGGUUGUGAUCUGCAUGCUGAAAUUGGAAUAACAAUCCUGGUUGAAAGGAGCCUCAUAAAGCUUGAAAAGAAUAACAAGAUCAAAAUGCACAAUUUGCUACGUGACAUGGGAAGAGAAAUUGUUCGUCAAAGUUCUCUAGAGGAACCUGAGAAGCGUAGUCGAUUGUGGGUUCACCAAGAAGUGCUUGAUUUGUUGUUAGAACAUACUGGAACAAAAGCAAUUGAGGGCUUGGCUUUGAAGUUACAAAGAACUAGUGGACUUCACUUCAAUACUAAAGCAUUUGAGAAAAUGAAGAAAUUGAGACUUUUGCAACUUGAUCAUGUACAACUUGUUGGAGAUUAUGAGUAUCUUAACAAAAACCUAAGAUGGCUUUGUUUGCAAGGAUUUCCUCUACAACACAUACCAGAAAACUUGUACCAGGAAAAUCUAAUUUCUAUUGAAUUAAAAUAUAGUAAUAUUAGACUAGUAUGGAAGGAGCCACAGUUGCUGCAGAGGCUAAAGAUCCUCAAUCUUAGCCAUUCAAGGAACUUGAUGCACACCCCUGAUUUUUCAAAACUACCAAAUCUUGCAAAACUCAAUCUCAAAGAUUGUCCAAGAUUGUCUGAGGUGCACCAAUCCAUUGGAGACCUAAAUAAUCUUCUUGUGAUAAAUUUGAUGGACUGUACAAGUCUAAGCAAUCUUCCGAGGAGGAUCUAUCAGUUGAAAUCUUUGCAAACUCUCAUCUUUUCUGGUUGUUCAAAGAUUGACAUGUUGGAAGAAGAUAUAGUGCAGAUGGAAUCCUUGACUACACUGAUUGCAAAAGAUACAGCCGUAAAAGAAAUGCCUCAAUCAAUUGUAAGGUUAAAAAACAUUGUUUAUAUAUCCCUCUGUGGACUUGAAGGAUUAGCACGUGAUGUUUUUCCUUCUCUCAUAUGGUCUUGGAUGUCACCAACAGCAAAUCUCAGAUCUUGUACUCACUCAUUUGGGAGCAUGUCAACUUCUCUAACCUCCAUGGAUAUUCAUCAUAAUAAUUUGGGUGACAUGUUGCCAAUGCUUGUUAGACUUUCAAAACUUCGAAGUAUUUUAGUGCAGUGCGACUCUAAGUUUCAAUUAACCCAAAAAUUAAGUAAAGUUAUGGAUGACUUAUGUCAAGUAAAAUUUACAGAAUUGGAAAGAACAUCAUAUGAAUCACAAAUUUCAGAGAAUGCCAUGGAAUCUUAUUUGAUUGGAAUGGGACGCUAUGACCAAGUCAUCAAUAUGCUUAGCAAGAGCAUAUCAGAGGGAUUGAGAACCAAUGAUUCAAGUGACUUUCCCCUUCCGGGUGACAAUUAUCCUUAUUGGUUAGCUUGUAUAGGUCAGGGACAUUCAGUACAUUUUCAAUUGCCUGUGGAUAGUGAUUGCUGCAUUAAGGGAAUGACUUUGUGUGUUGUUUAUUCAUCAACCACUAAAAACAUGGCAGAGGAAUGUCUUACUGGUGUCUCCAUUGUUAAUUACACAAAGUGCACCAUCCACAUAUACAAGCGAGACACAAUAAUUUCCUUUAAUGAUGAAGAUUGGCAGGGCGUAAUAUCAAAUCUAAGACCCAGUGACAAUGUGGAGAUUUUUGUAGUUCUUGGUCAUGGAUUGACGGUUGUGAAGACAGCUCUCUAUCUAAUAUAUGAUGAUGAGUCAAUCACUGUGAAAAUGGAGCCAUCACCUAAUGUGAUAAUGGAGUCAUCGUCUAACAUGAAAACAGAUCCAUCACCUAAUGUUAAAAUGGAGCCAUUAUCUAACAUGAAAUCAGAGCCAUCCAUGAAGCCAAAGAAAAAUAUUUUUGCUAGACUUAUACAGAGAAUGGGAGAAUGUACAUGCAUGAGGUGAAAUAGAGGCUUCAACAAUUUUUUACUAGGUCUGCCAAUGCCAUUGUCAUUGUGUAUCAUUCCCUUGUUUUCCAUGCAAGCACUAAUAAGGUUGCAAAACUGAUGUUUAUUUCAAUUAAUAAGUUUCUGAAAAUCUAUUUAAGACUUCGUUUCCAGACCUUUUCUCAUUGCUUGAAAAGACAUGGUGUUGUGAUGCUCUAUAUUUUUACAAGGACCAACAGUGUUAGAAUAUUAUGGGUAGUUAGUUGGAAAGGUUUAUUCGAGAUAAAUGGGGGUAGGAUCAAAGGAAAGGGAAUAAGCUGCCAUUUGUAAAGUGAGAAGAGGCUCUUUGUGAAUGGGAAACCCCUUAAAGGGGAGGUUUCUUUCAUAUUUCUGAUUUUUGGUUUGUAACAGUGACUUGAGAUCUUUUGAUAGUACCUAUGGCACUCUAAAUGCAUGGGAAAGCAGAGCAACAUAAUACAAGAUGGAUGCCAUGAAGUGCAAAUCCAGAGAAGGUUGCUGGCAUUAUUAAUUAACUACAAUCCGUGUGAAGUGACAACGAUUGAGAAGCUGUAGUCAAUUGCAUGCAUGAUGUAUAGUAGCUCUAUAACCAUUUCCUUAAUCUUGCUAUUGUAAUUUUUAUUUGUAAGUGUUGUAAUGCUUCUCUUAUUCAAUAACAGAGUAAUUAGUUGUUA